AUGCGGCGGGGCAACAUCGCCUUCAUGCUGUCGGCGGUCUCUGGGUCGCGAAGUCGAUCCCGAGAAAAGCAGCGUUGUGGCCGUGACAUGACUUCGCGAAGUGUUUUGAAAACUCUUUUGAAAUGUAAUCUUUCGAAAUUUUCAGCUUCUAGAGCCUACAGAGAGAAAUAACAAUGUUCGUGGGCCUUGAAGAAGGUGAACAACUUCACGAACACCGACCGGAACAGCUUCCGUUUUGUAGGGGUGAGAAUUUUAUCGCGUUGUGUAAUAUAAGAGAAACUUUUCAGCUCUCCUAUAGGCUUGGCUCUUUGAAAGGAGAUAGGCGGAUGCGUGUUCGCCCAGCCAACAAAUCCGGAGAAGAAGAGAACGUAGGGCAAUGCAGGAUGUCAAAGACAUCUGCAGUUCUCUCCGGCACCACGGAGAUCGUCCCUGUUUGCGGACCAGCCCAUGCAGGGAUAAAGGGAUCCAAGAAUUUUUCCAGAACUACUCUGGAGAAAAGGUUGGUCUCUGGUUCAGGGUCUCAUACCUAAUAGAAUAUAGAAAAAUUUUUAUAUCAAAAAAACUUAUUUCAUUCCUUGAAAUAGAAAAACUAAGAAAUUGAUCACCUUUCAAAAACCUCUAUAGAAAAAAAUGAAGAUUUUCCAAUGGUUUUCAAUAAUCAAUCGUGAAUUUUUUUCCAGUCUCUGCGCAACCACGGAGAUCGGCCGUCCAUGCGCAUCAGCAAUCGGAGGGAAUAAGGACUGCAAAGACGUCGAGCGCCACUUUGGAAAUAAGGUUAGUCAUCAUUAAAAAAAGAGUUGAUACCUAAACUGGAACCAUCUCAUCUCACUGUUUAUAAAAUGUUUCUAGUCUGAAAUGAAUUCAGCUGUUACAGAGUCUCAAUUUUACCGAAAGUAGCUUCUGGAAUGAGAUAUUUUUUUGUCAAUUCAAAAAAACUCAUUCCAUCACUUGAAAUAGAAAAAAAUAUAGGAGAUUGAGCGCCUUUCAAAAACCUCUACAGAAAAAAUGAAUAUUUUUCAACGUUUUUCAAUAUUCAAUCGUGAAUUUUUCUAGUUUCUGCGCAACGAAAAAAAAGUUAAGAAAUUGUGCGCCAUUCGAAAACGCUAUAGAAAAAUGAAUAUUUUACAAUGUUUAAUUGCGAUUUUUUUUCAGUCUUCUCCGCACCAUGGAGAUCGGCCCAGUUUGCGGGUCAGCCCGCGAAGGGCUCCAGGACUUUUAUCAAUACUACCUUGGAGAAAAGGUUGGUCUUUGGUUCGGGCUUUCAUACCUAAUAUUGAGAUGAAUUUCAGGUCAAGCCUUGAAGAGCAGACGGGUGCCUGACUGAAGCUCCUUGGAAGAGUUGUUGGGUUCCCGGCUGCAGCCCCUCCCCAGAGAUCGGCCUUCGUGGCGGGAGAGCCCGUGCAGGGAUGGAGGGCUCCAGCAAUUUUUCCAAUACUACCCUGGAGAGAAGGUUGGUCUUUGGUUCGGGCUUUCAUACCUAAUAUUGAGAUGAAUUUCAGGUCAAGCCUUGAAGAGCAGACGGGUGCCUGACUAAAGCUCCUUGGAAGAGUUGUUGGGUUCCCGGCUGCAGCCCCCCUCCCCAGAGAUCGGCCUUCGUGGCGGGAGAGCCCGUGCAGGGAUGGAGGGCUCCAGCAAUUUUUCCAAUACUACCCUGGAGAGAAGGUUGGUCUUUGGUUCGGGCUUUCAUACCUAAUAUUGAGAUGAAUUUCAGGUCAAGCCUUGAAGAGCAGACGGGUGCCUGACUAAAGCUCCUUGGAAGAGUUGUUGGGUUCCCGGCUGCAGCCCACCUCCCCAGGGAUCGGCCCAGUUUGCCGGUCAGCCCGCGCAGGGAUAG
This is a messenger RNA of Caenorhabditis auriculariae, 1834 nucleotides long. The record is from the annotation of a GenBank genome assembly. Lineage: Eukaryota; Metazoa; Nematoda; Chromadorea; Rhabditida; Rhabditidae.